Molecule: messenger RNA, 5305 nt
Organism: Manis pentadactyla (Chinese pangolin)
Lineage: Eukaryota; Metazoa; Chordata; Mammalia; Pholidota; Manidae
Gene: MTUS2
Product: microtubule associated scaffold protein 2
Exons: 17
Coding region: 647-4759 (1370 amino acids)
Cellular component (GO): cytoplasm; nucleus
Molecular function (GO): microtubule binding
Source: RefSeq, a predicted model, not a curated record
UGGGCGGCGGCGCCUGCGGGCGGGCGCAGGGUGCCCGGGCGGCCCCGGCUCGCCCACCCGCGCCGCCUCGGUCCGCUUCUGCGGGCAAGUUUGCCGGGUCCCCGGCUGGCGGGCAUCCUCGGCCGGCCCGCAGAGCCCAGACCCGUCGGUACACAGAAAACUCGAGCUGAAGGAGGAGGAGGGGAAGCGUGCCCGAGCUGGUCCGGGAUGACAGUCUCGCUAAGGGCAGCGGUGGCCUCUUGGACACCUUUCUUGGCCCUUUCCCAGCCAGGUUUCUACACUUGGACUGGCAACUAGGGCAAAUCGUCACCAAUGGCAGUAAAACUUGUUUUCUGGGGGUCCAGAGUGAAGUUGGAGACCAGCUGUUGAAGACACAAAUCCCCAUCUAAUCUGUUUCUGAAAGGUCUCAUGGACUAAUUGGCUCUCAUUCAGCAGGAACCUAACAUAUAAGCCAUCUCUGUGACUAUCAAGACAAUGCUUAGUUUUAGAACUGCUCUGAAAAUGCUUAAAGCAGUAUUUCGAUGUGACAUUGUCAGGGGGCAACAAACAGCUUGAGAAUUUUCUAUCAAUCAAAUAGCAGCUUGAAGGACACCUGUUUCCAUUAAAUGCUACUGCAUGGCAGGCAGCCCCCACUAAAGGGUUGAAAAUGAGUGUCCCAGUGGCUCCGAAGAAAUCAUGUUACACUCAGUUGCGGGACAACAGAAAUGGAGCGAAAAAUAAUAAUGAGAGUCUCCUAAGUCUGGGAGAUACAAAUGCCAAUCAGAUCUUGUUGGAGGUCAGUUCCUCGCAUGAUGAGUCUGGGCCAUGUGACCUGACAGAUGAAAUUGGAAAUGCAAAUUCCAGUGAGCCAGAAAACAGUGCCCAUUUCCAUGCAGAAUUCCACCAACUUCAGGGCUUUGGGAAAGGACCUCAGGCUGGCCCUACCAGCUUGAAAGAUUUUAAAUUUUCUUUGACUGUUCGUAAAGAAAUAAAUGAAGAGCACACGGUGGAGAGAGGCACGGAUAUCCAGACCCCUCGGAGUAUUCAGGGACCAAGUCUGUCAAGCUGGAGGAAUGUCACGGGUGAGGCCGGUCCAGAUGUUUUGGUUAAAAAGGAUGCUGAAAUUCCCCGGCCUGUUCCCAAAGAUAAAUUGGCAAAGACCCUUGACAAUGAGGAAUUAAGAAGGCAUUCCUUGGAAAGAGUAAGCAAGUGUGCUGUUAUAGGGGACAUGCUCGUGAAGGAGGGUGCCAGGAACCCGACUGGGCAGCUUCCACAGCCUGUGCUGCUGGGCGCCUCCAGCACCCCCUACCAUGUGCCCAGAGGCCGGGAGGGGCCACAGAAGACAGGGACGGCCCCCUCUCUAGGGGCAGCUUUUCCUCCAGUUGACGGUACCUCAGAGGAAAAGAGUGUGUGUCAUCCUAAACCAUCUACCUCAGAAACCAAGGAGAACACCCCCUUAGGGACCCAGAUGGAGGCGGCAUGUGCACCGAGAGUUAGCGACGAGAGCGUAUUGCAUUCUGCCCAUCCAGAGCCUGGUCUGAAUUCAACUUCAGCAUCAAAGGAAGCCCUGCGUAAGCCCGAAGCACAGUUAGGUCAGGGGAAGGGAGAGCCCAGGCUGGAGAGGGAAUUAGAGUCAAUCCAACUCAAGCCCAUGCAGGAAUUAGAGUCAACCCAGGCAGCGUGUCUGGGAAAUCCUAAGGAAGAGAGUACGGUACCCCUAGAGAGAAAGGAGCCGUGUGGGGAAGUGCAGCAGGAGGCCACCGCCGGUGCCCUCGGCCGUCUGUCCCACGGCAGUCUCCUCCACGCUGGUGUGGGGAGGGGCAGGGCAGAGCAGGAAAAGAGAGCGGCCAGCCUGGGGGAGGAGGGUGCCCUCCAAACGGCCCCUGGGCAGGGUCCUGCUUCCUCGGGAGCUGCAGAUAAUCAGCCUACUGGCCCAGUGUCACCAAGUGCAGCUAGGAAAUUGGGUGCAGUGGCAUCCAGCAGCAGCUUACCAGGUGGUAGUCAUGCAGCCUUCAUGCCCAAUGGUGGACCGGACAGCAGGCACUCGGGCCUCAGUGAGGAGAGAGUGGUGCCGAGCGGCGGGAGCACGGACAGUGCUGCAGGUUUCACUUCUGAUCCUUCUGCAGCCGGCAACCCUGGGGCCUCUGAGCUCCCCGAACCUCAGAGCAGCAGCUCCGGGGAAAGCAAAGAGAUCGCUACGCCUGUCGCUGAAAAUGGGAACCUUCUAGAAAAUGCAGCCAGGACUGAAAGCACCCCAGGGAGAGCAGGUUGUCUUCCCCUCCAACCAGAGACAACUGUGAAUGUGACCCACCAGCCGACACCACCCAGCUGCAGUUUUCAGGACUUCGGUGUGUUGGGUGUAGACUCGGGGUCACCUGCUGUGGCCCCACCUCCCACCGACAGCGUGAGGUUGUUGAACACGCCCCCGAAAGUGCCUGACAAGAACACUUGCCCCAGCAGGGUCGCCAACCCUGUCUUCACAUAUCCUGAGGCCACACCUUCCUCACAAGGGGGGCUGGAGGACCACCAGGCUGAUAAGGCAGAAGAAAGGACAGAACCCAGGCCCGUCAUUAUGCCCAAGCCAAAGCACGUGAGGCCGAAGAUCAUCACCUACAUCAGGAGGAGCCCUCAGGCCCUCGGCCAGGUGGAUGCUUCGCUGGUGCCAGUGGGGCUUCCCUAUGCCCCACCCGCGUGCAACAUGCCUCUUCCCAAAGAGGAGAAAGCACGUGGUGACCUAAAGCCAUCUGCCAGCCUCUAUGAGAAAUUCAAGCCAGACUUGCAGAAGCCAAGGGUCUUCAGCUCUGGGUUGAUGGUGUCUGGAAUCAAGCCCCCAGGACACCAUUUCAGUCAAAUGAGUGAAAAGUUUUUGCAGGAGGUUGCAGAACACCCUGGAAAAGAAGAAUUUUGUUCUCCUCCCUAUACUCACUAUGAAGUUCCUCCAACUUUCUAUCGAUCGGCCAUGCUCCUCAAGCCCCAGUUGGGAUUGGGUGCCAUGUCUCGUUUACCAUCUGCAAAGAGCAGGAUUCUGAUCGCGAGUCAGAGGUCUUCAGCCAGUGCCAUCCACCCACCAGGACCCAUAGCGACAGCGGCCAAUCUCUACAGCUCCGACCCUGCAGCAGAUUUAAAGAAAGCAUCCAGUUCAAAUGCUGCCAAAUCCAACCUACCCAAGUCAGGACUUCGUCCUCCCGGAUACUCGCGUCUCCCAGCAGCCAAGCUGGCGGCGUUUGGCUUUGUCCGCAGCUCCAGCGUGUCGUCGGUCUCCAGCACCCAGUCCGCGGACAGCGCACAGCCGGAGCAGAGCCGGCUGGCCAACCGUUCCGCCUUUGGGACUGAAGACCAGCCGGCUCUGAAGGCGGCUGUGCCCUCCAAGGACACGCCCAAGGGGGCCAGCCGGGCGGCCCCUCCUGCAGCCUCCAAUGUGACAACGGCCCGCAGGAGUCUGCUUCCAGCCCCUAAGUCCACGUGCACGCCUGCGGGGACAAAGAAAGAAGUACAAAAAGAUCAAGAUGCUAAUAAGCCGGCUGUUUCAUCUCCUAAGAGAAUAGCAGCUUCAGCCGCCAAGCUUCAUUCACCAGGACACCCCAAGCAGAGGGCUGCAGCCCCCCGAAAUGGGUUUUCCCCCAAGCCAGACCUGCAGGCCCGCGAAGCCGAGAGGCAGCUGGUUCAGCGGCUGAAGGAGAAGUGUGAGCAGCAGGCCCGGCAGCUGGGCCUGGUCCAGACGGAGCUGAGCAGGGCCGUCCGCGGCUUCCAGGCCCUUGCGGUGUCCACUCAGCAUUUCUCUGGACAGAAUGAAAGUGCCCUUGUGAAAGAGAAAGAGCUGUCAAUCGAACUUGCAAACAUCAGGGAUGAAGUUGCCUUCAAUACAGCCAAGUGUGAGAAACUACAAAAGGAGAAGGAGGAGCUGGAGAGGCGCUUUGAGGACGAGGUGAGGAAGCUGGCCUGGCAGCAGCAGGCGGAGCUGCAGGACCUGGAGGGGCGGCUGCAGCUGCAGUUCGAGGCGGAGAUGGCGCGCCUCCAGGGCGAGCACGGCGCCCAGCUGCUGCGGCUCAGGUGUCAGCACCAGGAGCAGGUAGAGGACAUCACCGCCAGCCAUGAGGCUGCUCUCCUAGAGAUGGAAAGUAACCAUACAGUUGCCCUUGCGAUCCUGCAGGAUGACCACGACCACAAAGUCCAAGAAUUGAUGUCUACCCAUGAGCUUGAAAAGAAGGAAUUGGAAGAAAAUUUUGAAAAGCUGCGGCUGUCCUUACAGGACCAGGUGGACACGCUGACCUUCCAGAGCCAGUCUCUGCGGGACCGAGCCAGACGCUUCGAGGAGGCUUUGAGGAAAAACACUGAAGAGCAGCUGGAGAUUGCUCUGGCUCCUUAUCAGCACUUGGAAGAAGACAUGAAGAGUCUGAAGCAGGUAUUAGAGAUGAAGAAUCAGCAAAUACACCAGCAGGAAAAAAAGAUUCUUGAGCUGGAAAAGCUGGCAGAAAAGAACAUUAUCCUGGAAGAAAAAAUCCAAGUUCUCCAGCAGCAGAAUGAAGACCUCAGAGCCAGGAUCGACCAGAACACCGUGGUCACGAGACAACUGUCGGAGGAAAAUGCGAACCUCCAGGAGUACGUUGAGAAAGAAACUCAGGAGAAAAAGAGAUUGAGCCGAACCAACGAAGAGCUGCUUUGGAAGCUCCAAACUGGGGACCCAACCAGCCCGGUCAAACUCUCGCCUACGUCCCCCGUUUACCGCGGCUCCUCCUCCGGGCCCUCCUCACCCGCCAGACUCAGCACCACGCCCAGAUGACGUCACCACGCAGCCUGGUCCACCGCGUGCUUCCACCUGGAGGGAGGAGGGACCAGGGGCUGGCCCGGCCCUGCGCGCAUGCUCAGUAGCUGCAUAGCUGCAUCCUAGACGGUCUAAUGAUGCUCUUGUGAGACUGUCCUCGUGUUGGCACCUAGGAAAGUGUAAAUGGUAGUGUCUGAUGUGCAAACGUUUGACCGUAGUUAGAGCCAAAAGAAAGAAAAAAAAGAAACUCCAGUUCUUGGGCAAUGAACUUUCACUGCAGAAUUUCAGGUUAGUUACAAAUAGCUCAGUUUUAAAUAUACAUUGAAUAAUCAUUGUGUACUACACCAACAUGUGUGUAUAUUUAGAUAUACAUAUAUACACACGCAGCGGUUCUGAAUUGCAUUUUUUAUAACAUGAAGUGCUGACAUAUUUUGGUGAAGGUCAGCAGUUUUCUAACUUGUGCCUAAGAAUUAUUGGGAAAUGAAAAUGCAUUUCUAUCUAGCUUCCCGGGGAAUAUUUCUACCCAAAAUAGAAAAAGGAAAAAAAAAAAAAAGAUACAGAGAA